Messenger RNA from Brugia malayi, 2727 nucleotides. RefSeq lists its product as uncharacterized. Gene Ontology annotation, biological process: signal transduction. Lineage: Eukaryota; Metazoa; Nematoda; Chromadorea; Rhabditida; Onchocercidae. The transcript is spliced from 15 exons. Bases 1 to 2727 code for a protein of 908 amino acids. The record is from RefSeq and is a predicted model, not a curated record.
AUGGUGUCGACUCAAGACCGGCCAACUCCCGCACCACGGGUCAGUUUAACCGACCGAAAGCCACUUGUACCAAAUCGUGCCUUGAAACCAACAGUUACUCGAAAUUCUUUUAUUACCUUACAUGAUGCAACUAGAAGGAUAUCAAAUUCAUGGUUGCAUCAUACUCAUCUGCCGAUCCAAAAUUUAUCAUCAAGAAGAAAUUUACGCCGUGUCAAAUCUUUGUCCGCUAUCCGAAAGACGGUGAAAACAAAUAUUAAAAGAUCUGCUUCACUGAUCAUUCAGGAUACUGAUUAUUCUAAAAAUAAAAAUAAAUCAAUAUUGGGUUUGAAAGAUCCAGAAGGUUGCGUUGCAAGGAUUGCAAAAAUGCUGGAUUCGGUAAUUUCCGGGGAUGCAACUUCCGCAAUGAGAUCAGCAGAGGAGCAGAGAGGUUCCUCAAUAAAUAUAAAUUUAGUAGCAAGACAUAAUUUCUGUACUGGAAGAUCAAAAUAUUUGUUGAAGGGUCGCACUAUUUUUGAUGCUGUGAAUGAAAGUCACAGUAAUAUUUCGGUAAUCUCCGGUUCAGAGAAUGUUUCACGGUGUGGUUUGUGGAACUCAGGAUAUAUCGGUCUUGAAGCCUAUUUGAGCAUGGUGGAAUUACUCCAUGAUGAUGUCUCGUCAAACAGUGGACGUGAAAGAAGUUUCGAUUCUUCCGGCAAAUGUUCUGAUGCUGGCAGUCUUAAAAAUUCAACCUUGAUUACACAUUCUUGGAAUGAAAACAAGAAGAUGAAUGACCGAGACAUUUUAGAGGAUAAAUUGCUGUUGUCGGCAUGGGCUGAAGUCAUCAUCUGCAAGAAAGAAUAUGGAAAACUAUGGAUUGUUGUCGAAGAAGGCGCUCUGGCUGGUUGGAUUACUAACACUAAAGAUGGCGAUCCUGUAGUUGGUCCCUACUAUCUGAAAAACAUUUUGUAUGUUGGGAAAAAUCCAGUAAAUGGUUCUGUUGAGUUACAUAUCCGGGAAAAUUUUUUGUGCAGUCAUUGGACAAAUCUUAAACUCAAAAUGGUUGCCGAAGUAGAGAAGUGGAUUUUGGAUAUUGUAAAAUGUAUCAUGCCGAAAAAUGAAUUGUUACUGUACAGUCUAAGGAGUCUAAGUGCGGGAGGCAGUGUAUGGAUACGUCAGGGAACAGCGUGCGCUUGGUCAAGCGGUUGGAUGUUCCUCGAUGGACACAAAUUAUAUUACGCAUUGGAUAGUUGUACUAUAUUGUUUGAACUUGAUAUACGUAAAUUUGUUGGAAUGAAAAGUAUACUAAGCAAAGUUGAUUGGUGUGCAUCGGUUGUUGGUUCAAUGAAAGGGCCAUUCCUUCUGUUACAAGAAGGAGGUUCUUUAUUUGUACAAGCGGAGUAUGAUUCGGCUACUUUAACGUGGAUUGAUUUACUAAAUCAUCAGAUGGAAUGUAGUGGCUAUCGGUUGGAGGACUCGAAGUUAACAUCAGAUGAUGUUCCUGUUAUUGUUGAUAAGUGUAUAAAGUUCAUUUCCACAUAUGGUCUUCUACAACCCGGUUUAUAUCGUCGGAAUGGUCCUAAUGUUGAAGUUCAUCCUGUAAAUGUGCAUUUGUUGCCUGAUUCAGGUGAUAUGACUAAUGUAGUGGCCGAUGUACUCCGAUCGUUUUUCAGACAGCUUGAUUCUCCACUUGUUCCUUAUCACAUUCAGGAUCGACUAUUCGCUGUUGCUGACAUGAAAGAUAGAGCUAGAUUAGAUGAAUAUCAUGAAAUUUUGAUGGGUUUGCCACGAAUACGCAUUCAGACAUUGAGACGUAUUCUUGAUCACUUAAAAGAUGUUACGGAACUAGCAUAUGCAAAUUUAGCAACCGUCGAAAAUGUUGCGAAAGUUUUUGGACCAACAUUAUUUUCAGUCGAACAGGGUAAUGGAGUAGAUAACAACAACUUUGUUGCCACGAUACAGCAAGUGAACCUUGUCAAGGAUCUUUUAACUUAUUAUGCUUCUAUAUUCCGCAUUUCAGCGCGUGAAAUGAUUAUAAAGUCAAAAAUAAAUAUGUUGCAAGAGAAAUCAAAUCAAACGAAGGCUCGUGCAGAUGGUUUUCUUGUUCCUGUACAUAUUCUUGAGAAAGAUAAUCAUACAUUCAAUGUGCAGUCAUCUUCGAAUGCGGAACAAGUCUGUGAUGCAGCUAGAAAUAGGCCAGUUGUUCGUAAUGAGGCUGAUGUAAACAAUUUUGUACUGUUUGAGGAAAUAAAAUGUGGUCAACUUGAAAGACGCGUGAAUCCGCCUGAGAAAAUGAGCUCAAUGGUUACUGGCAGAUGGCUUGACUGGGAACCUGCUGAAUGCUUUCUCCUAUUUAAGAGAGAUCCUAUUCCAUAUUCAUUUAGGCUUUCAUAUCCAUUUGCUGAUGAUGUGCGGAUUGCGGAGCAAGGGACAAAAUCGUUCAGUGUUGGUCAUCUGAAAUUAGAGGGUGGAUUAGUUGCGUACUACAAUAAGGGCUUGAAAAAAAUAAGUGAAUGGCAUACGGACGAUAUACUGUGGUACAUUGGACAUGAGAGCAGUCGUAAGCCGCCUUAUCCACAUACUCUCACAUUUAUAUUACCAAAAGAUAAUAAUUUCAAGUACAAAUCAAAAUACAUGGGUUAUUGUGUCGCAUUUCGUGAGGCGACUCUGAGGAGGCAAUGGCUCAAUGCAGUAGUCAGUUCACAGCAAGAUUUCCAUGAAAAUUCUGUAAUGCCCUUGGUGCAAAUUUAA